Molecule: messenger RNA, 2908 nt
Organism: Sapajus apella (tufted capuchin)
Lineage: Eukaryota; Metazoa; Chordata; Mammalia; Primates; Cebidae
Gene: PDCD6
Product: programmed cell death 6
Exons: 4
Coding region: 113-505 (130 amino acids)
Molecular function (GO): calcium ion binding
Source: RefSeq, a predicted model, not a curated record
CCCGGAAGUGACGGUAGCGCCAGGUCCCGCCCCCGGCAGACCCGGAAGCGGAGUCGCCCUGAGCCGUCUCCCUCAGCCGCCCGCGCCCCAGCCCAGACGCGCGCCUCGGCCCAUGGCCGCCUACUCCUACCGCCCCGGCCCCGGGGCCGGCCCCGGCCCUGCUGCGGGCGCGGCGCUGCCGGACCAGAGCUUCCUGUGGAACGUCUUCCAGAGGGUUGAUAAAGACAGAAGUGGAGUGAUAUCGGACAGCGAGCUUCAGCAAGCACUCUCCAACGGCACGUGGACUCCCUUUAAUCCAGUGACUGUCAGGUCGAUCAUAUCCAUGUUCGACCGUGAGAACAAGGCCGGCGUGAACUUCAGUGAGUUCACAGGCGUGUGGAAGUACAUCACGGACUGGCAGAACGUCUUCCGCACGUACGACCGGGACAACUCUGGGAUGAUUGACAAGAACGAGCUGAAGCAGGCCCUCUCAGGUUUUGGUAACUCACUCACCUGGCUUGUGUAGCGUGUUUCAUUUUGGAACCUAGCAGCCGUUGAAGGUUUUGUAAACCUUGUUGAACUUAACUGAUUGUUUAACCAGGUGCUUAACCACGCCGUGUAAAGUUUUUGUUUACAUCACGCAGGUUCAUAUUUUGACAUUGCUCAUGUUGGAAGGCAAUAUUUGAUGUGGAUGCGUUUAUGCAGUUUUUAUCCAAAAUGAGAUAAGGGCUAUGCAAGCCGGUCAUUUUUUGUGAAGUGGAAUGAUGUCAUGAGCAAAACUGAGAAUGUGGCUUUUGAAAUCAUUUAAAAAUGGAUCCAUGAAAAUACCGUGGGGCAGGGGAGCUUAUAUUUCGUGAGACACCAAAGCAUGUGGAAAACGUGACAGUCAUCUAAGAAAAAGCUGUCAGUCCCCACGUCCAACUCUGUCCAAACCGUGCGCCUCAGAAGGGGCGUUAGGCGGAGCACGUGCCCAUUCUCAAGUGUGUUGCGCACGUGUGUGCUGUGUGUGUGCACACAUGUGUGACAGUGUGCCGUUGCCUCAGCAGUGUCAGACAGAGCAGAUGCCCAUUGUCAAGUGUGUUCGUGUGUGCUUGGCGUGUGUGCACGUGUGAAGGUGUGCUGUGUGCCUCAGAAGCAGCAUCAGACGCAGAGCACUUGCCCAUUCUCAAGUGUGUUCCGCAUGUACGUGCUCUGUGUGUGUGCACACACGUGACAGUGUGCUGUGUGCCUCAGAAACCGCAUCAGAGAGGUGGAGUGUGUUUCCGUUCUCAGGUGCUUUCCUCGUGUGUGUGCUCGGCAUGUGUGUGACAGUGUGUGGUGGUGUGCUGUGAGUCUCAGGAGUGUUCACAGGGCCUGUCCAGAGUUGUCUAUAGGGCCCGUCCAUGGGGCUUCCUGUGCUGGUCUCAGGUCUGAGAAGAAGCAGGGCUUCUAUUUUCAGAGAAACAGCCAGCACAAGAGGUUCUAAUCUGGGCGAGUCUCACCUGGCCCCCGCUAUGAAGCUGCUUCUGCGAUUUACUUAAAAGGCUCCUUAGAACCAGUGAGGAUCAUUAGAUUCUGCUUUAGUUAGUCUGAGCUGUCUGGAGUCUCACUCAUCUAAAGCACGCUGCCUCUCCGCAUGGCCCCUCCCAGCACGCACUUUAUGGCUAUCUUCUCUCUUUCUCUUUUCUUUCUUACCUUACAAGCUCAUCCACAGGGCCAGCCGUGGACACUGGGUCUCCACAAGAAGCUGUUCUGAGCUGGCCAGCUGCGGGCCAGGGUUUGGGCGGGAUGGCUGUGAAUUGGCACUUGGAAUGUAGCUGACCUUGCGGUGCCCUUGGGUGGGGGAACUGGCAGAACUGUGGCCAGCUCCUCUUCCCUGGGGUCGGCAUGGAAGGGCUGGGAGGGAAGGAUCCCCCUCCACAGAGAGCGGUCCUAGGGACCAGGGAGGCCAGUGCAGCCAGGGCCAUGUGGACUUCAGGACCAGCCUGGAGUUAUUUUUAGACAAGAGACCUCUAGUGCCACGGACGUCUUCCUUUCCUAACCAAGUCAGGCCCCGGAGCUCCCUUUGCUUAGUACCAGUGACCAUCAGGUCUCUCAGCCCUCUUCAUCCUGGUCUGGCCAGGGAUGUCCCAGAAAACUGUGCUGAGCUGUAGUGGGAGGCGCCUCAUGCCCUGGAGCCGGCAGUCCUGCUUGUGUUGGGCGGCAGAACCUUCCCGACUUCUGAGCUGUUCCUGGGGUGCGGGUGCCCAUUGCGGCGUUUCUCUGGUUACCCUAAUGGUUUUCCUCCUGCGUUUGGUUCUUGAUCUGCAGAGCUGUCGCCCACGUCUUCUGUGGAAAGGGGCGUUGCCGUCCUUUUUGAAUUUUGAUUAUUUUGAAAGAUUUCCCGUAGUAACUGUUAGGAAGUGGGCCUCAGAAGCAAAAAUUCUUCUCUUGUCUUGGCCCCUAGGAAUAAGUGUUUUGCUCUCAGAUAAAAGCAGGGAGGCUGCAUUUGGGCUCAGUGGCCGGCACGAGGGAGUCACCCGGGUGGUGGAGCCUGCAAGAUAUCCCCUGGGCGUCUCUGAUGGGGCCACGUGGUGGGUUUUAUAACCCAGCCAUCCAUGUUUUUAAUUGUUAACAUCACCUGUGUGCCAGGCUCAGAGACCUGGAAUGAAAAGGUGCGGGAGGCGUCCCCACAUUCCGGCACUCAUCACCGGUGUGAGACCCCCUGACUCAGCAGGUGCCGUUGAGGUUGCCGUAGACAUCCGGUGAGAGCCUCCCCUCAGUGCAGUGCCUGUCCGAGAGAGGCAGUGGGCGGAGAACAGUUCCACCACCCCACCAUCUCCUCCGUUCCCUCUAGGUCUCCCCUUCCUCCACCAGCCUCUGGAAGUCACCGCCAGUUUAUUUUUUUAUAAUGAAAAAGGUACUGGAGUGGAAGGAGCCUCCAUUCACUCGUCACUCGUUUUCAGCUGUU